Molecule: messenger RNA, 1403 nt
Organism: Photinus pyralis (common eastern firefly)
Lineage: Eukaryota; Metazoa; Arthropoda; Insecta; Coleoptera; Lampyridae
Product: T-cell leukemia homeobox protein 3-like
Exons: 3
Coding region: 156-1064 (302 amino acids)
Biological process (GO): regulation of transcription by RNA polymerase II; animal organ development
Cellular component (GO): nucleus
Molecular function (GO): DNA-binding transcription factor activity, RNA polymerase II-specific; RNA polymerase II cis-regulatory region sequence-specific DNA binding
Source: RefSeq, a predicted model, not a curated record
UUUCGGUAACAACUCCCGAGCGAAGGUCUGAGCACUUACGGCUAUUGCGGUGCAUACUCGUAUACAUCGUUUCAUUAUUAUAAAAUGUUUAAAAUUAAUGGGGUAGUGUUAAUGGUUCAGUAAUUAGCGUACCUAAUUGAAGACUUUAAUUAGCAAUGUCAGACCACGAACUGAUGGAGGACGAUCAUGAAAUAAACGUUUUAGAUACAGACAGUCGUUUAUCAAAUAGUGACAGUGAGCCAAGAAGUUCAAGGAGUCAUUGCUCAAGCCCGGAAACGGUGCCGAAUUCGCAUUCAUCGACAACUACAACACUACCAUUCAGUAUAUCUAAUUUAUUAGGCAAACACCUCGAAGACAAAUCGGAACCCGAAAGUCCCGAAAUUUCCACACACUUAUCUUAUCAUCCGCAUGGAUUACCUCCACCGAGAGGCGUCGGUGCUUUUAUUCCUUCGGGUUACUAUGGACAGGGUGUGUUAAGGGUGCCAGCGCAUCGACCUGUUGGAGGACCCACAAGCCCCGGAACUGUUUUUAAUCCAUGGGCUUUGAGUCUGGACCCCGUCUUGCAAAGAUCGGCGGCCGCAGCUGCCUUUGCUUCGCAAGUUGUUAAAGAAAGGUUAUCAGCGUUUCCUAUGGUAAGGCGAAUCGGCCAUCCAUAUCAGAAUAGGACGCCGCCGAAACGAAAAAAACCACGAACGUCGUUCACUAGAUUACAAAUUGCCGAAUUAGAGAAAAGGUUUCAUAAACAAAAGUAUCUGGCGUCGGCGGAACGGGCGGCUCUGGCGAAAAGCCUGAAGAUGACGGACGCACAAGUAAAAACGUGGUUUCAGAACAGAAGAACAAAGUGGAGGAGACAAACGGCGGAAGAACGAGAGGCCGAGCGGCAAGCAGCGAAUCGAUUAAUGCUGUCACUUCAGGCUGAAGCCCUCAGCAAAGGAUACAUGCCAGAAGCGCCGCCAUCCUCGACGGGUCCCGGCGAUACGGCCCUUAGCGCCUUGCAAAAUUUACAGCCCUGGGCAGGUCCUUAUAACACACCUCAACCCGCAUUAGCCGAAUCAAUAUGUUAGAACCGCAUCGCCGUUCUAUUAAGGACGUAUUUUUGCUGUGACUAUUAAACCGACUUAAUUCUGUAAAUAGUGGCCGUACUUAAAAUAAUAAGUGCAAUAAUUAUAGCAUAUUAAAGAAACAAGACACGAACUUUGCUUUUUCGUUGAUUCCGUGUAAAAUCUGAUAACUGAAGAGGCCGUACUGAGAAUUGCUGUAUUUAUAAUUAAAUAAUUGAUAUUAAUAACGCUGUACUUACAGAAAAGUAGUGUGAUCUAUAUGUAUAAUAAAUUAAAUAAUUGUAGAUACGUUAAGUAAUUACUGUAAGCACAAGAAUACUACAUUAAGGUAAAUACAAUGUA